AUGUCGCACAAUUACCAUGAUGCGGGAAGCGGCAACUACGGCCAACCUCCUCCGUACUCACAGACACAGUUUGGCAGUGGACAUGGUGCUGCCAAGUAUGCCUCAGUCGACAUCCGGGAAGGGGGAGGUCGAUCUCGGCUCCAUCCCAAGACAUGGUCGCGGAAAUGUUGGAUCCUCCUCGCGAUCGGGGCCAUCAUCGUUAUUGUCAUUGCCAUUGUCGUUCCGGUCGUCGUCAGUCGCAACAAUCGGUAUCCCAACUAUUCCAGCCUCAACUAUUCGCUUGUGGCGACAUAUUCGGGCACGAGCUUUUUCGACAACUUUGACUAUUUUACGGGUUAUGAUCCUGCGUCGGGAUUUGUCCAUUAUGUCGACGCCGAAGGUUCUGCCUCGCUGAAUUUGACUUAUGCGAGCUCAACAUCUGCCGUGCUGCGCGUCGAUCUGUCCGAUACAGACACGACUACUGGUCGGAAAUCGGCGAGGAUCACGUCCAAGGACACGUACGACAAUGGACUGUUCAUUUUUGAUGUCGUGCAUUCCCCCUAUGGAUGUGCCACCUGGCCGGCCCUAUGGCUGUCGGAUCCAUCGAACUGGCCGACCAACGGCGAGAUCGAUGUCAUGGAGGCGACCAACAUGGCCCCCGUCGGCAAUCAAGUCACGCUCCACACCACCAAGCACUGCACCAUGGGGGUCAAACGCAAGGAGACGGGCAAGGCCUUGAGGUCCAAUUGUCUCAACUCCACCGACGGCGAUAGCGGCUGUGGUGUCCGAGGCUCGACUGCCACGUUCGGAGAAGAGUUCAACAACAACGGAGGCGGCGUCUAUGCCAUGGAACUUCGCGACGCCGGCAUUCGUGUCUGGUUUUUCGACCGUGACAAUAUCCCAGAUGAUAUCAAUACCUCGACCUCCAAUUCAACUAACAGCACCACAACCCCAGAUCCUUCCACUUGGUCCGAGGCUCUAGCGGACUUCCCCAGCACAGACUGCAAUAUUGCCAAUCACUUCCGCAACCAGAGUAUCAUUGUCGACAUUGAUCUCUGUGGUGAUUGGGCGGGGCAGACGGCGUAUUUCAAUACCCAGUCCGGCUGUUCCGGCACUUGUGUCAAUUAUGUCAGUGAACAGCCGGGGAGCGCGUACGAGAAUGCAUACUGGGAGUUCCGCAGUUUCAGAGUCUACCAAGCAUAA
This is a messenger RNA of Exophiala dermatitidis NIH/UT8656, 1182 nucleotides long. RefSeq names its product endo-1,3(4)-beta-glucanase. Lineage: Eukaryota; Fungi; Ascomycota; Eurotiomycetes; Chaetothyriales; Herpotrichiellaceae. Gene Ontology annotation, biological process: glucan catabolic process. Gene Ontology annotation, molecular function: hydrolase activity, hydrolyzing O-glycosyl compounds. The transcript is spliced from 2 exons. Bases 1 to 1182 code for a protein of 393 amino acids. The record is from RefSeq and is a predicted model, not a curated record.